This is a messenger RNA of Volvox carteri f. nagariensis, 219 nucleotides long. RefSeq lists its product as uncharacterized. Gene Ontology annotation, cellular component: PAN complex; P-body. Gene Ontology annotation, molecular function: poly(A) binding. NCBI's taxonomy places the organism in Eukaryota, Viridiplantae, Chlorophyta, Chlorophyceae, Chlamydomonadales, Volvocaceae. The annotation marks the transcript as partial. The record is from RefSeq and is a predicted model, not a curated record. The transcript is spliced from 2 exons. Gene Ontology annotation, biological process: nuclear-transcribed mRNA poly(A) tail shortening; mRNA processing.
GAGCUCAGCAAGGAGGCGGAUAACGGGCGGCUUCUGCGGCUGUUGGCUAAACUCAAUUUCGUGACGGAGCGGCCCGACUCCACCUGGCCGGAGACGGGCGACCGUUACGUGCUCAAACUGUUUCGUGACUUUGUGUUUCACGCGGCCGCUCCCGACACGGGUGCUCCCCUGCUGGACUGGGGGCUGCUGGUGGAGGCGCUGAACAAGGUGAUGCCGGGG